Hipposideros armiger (great roundleaf bat) is the source of this 5275-nucleotide messenger RNA. It is a transcript of the gene SLC4A5, whose product is annotated as solute carrier family 4 member 5. Gene Ontology annotation, cellular component: plasma membrane. NCBI's taxonomy places the organism in Eukaryota, Metazoa, Chordata, Mammalia, Chiroptera, Hipposideridae. The record is from RefSeq and is a predicted model, not a curated record. Gene Ontology annotation, biological process: bicarbonate transport; monoatomic anion transport; renal system process. The transcript has 25 exons. Gene Ontology annotation, molecular function: sodium:bicarbonate symporter activity; monoatomic anion transmembrane transporter activity; solute:inorganic anion antiporter activity.
AGUGAGGAUGGAAAGGGCAACCAGAGGCAGUGGGAGCAAUCGGUGGCUACUGCAGUGAUAGGAACAGGAGAUAAUGAGAAACAGAACCAAGAUGGUGGCAAUAGACGGAGAAAAAAGAAGAGAGCUAAAAAAUAUAUUUAAGAAGCAAAGGAAAGAAGUCAGUGUCUGAGUGGACAUGGAUGGUGAAGGAGGAGGCUUCUGGAGGUCUCCAGCUGCUGAGCAGCUCCAGGACAUCCUGGGGGAGGAAGAUGAGGCUCCCAACCCCACCCUCUUCACAGAGAUGGACACUCUACAGCACGACGGAGACCAGAUGGAAUGGAAGGAGUCGGCCAGGUGGAUAAAGUUUGAAGAAAAGGUAGAGGAAGGAGGCGAACGUUGGAGUAAGCCCCACGUGGCCACACUGUCCCUGCACAGCCUCUUCGAGCUCCGGACCUGCCUGCAGACGGGAACGGUGCUGCUCGAUUUGGACAGUGGCUCCUUACCACAGAUCAUAGAUGAUGUCAUUGAGAAGCAAAUUGAGGACGGCCUCCUGCGGCCAGAGCUCCGGGAGAGGGUCAGCUACGUCCUCCUGAGGAAACACCGUCACCAAACCAAAAAGCCCAUCCACCGCUCCUUGGUCGACAUUGGAAAGUCGGUCUCCUCCACCACCAAUCGCAGCCCUGCCCGGAGCCUUGCAGCGGUCCCCAGCCUGCACCACUCCACCGAGGACCUGAGGAUGCGGCAAAGCGCCCAUUACGGCCACCUGUGUCACGUCCAGAGCAGAAGCAUGAAUGAUAUUCCUCGUACUCCAAACACUGACCAGAGGAAAAACAAAUUCAUGAAGAAGAUCCCCAAGGACUCAGAAGCCUCCAACGUGCUCGUGGGCGAGGUGGACUUCCUGGACCAGCCCUUUAUCGCCUUCGUGCGUCUGAUCCAGUCGGCCAUGCUGGGAGGAGUGACCGAGGUGCCCGUCCCCACCAGAUUUCUGUUCAUACUGCUGGGACCUUCUGGGAAAGCAAAGUCCUACAAUGAAAUUGGCCGAGCCAUUGCAACCCUCAUGGUAGAUGAUCUCUUCAGCUACGUGGCCUAUAGAGCCCGCAGUCGGGAAGACCUGAUCGCUGGGAUUGAUGAGUUUCUGGAUGAGGUAAUCGUGCUCCCCCCUGGAGAAUGGGACCCAAAUAUCCGAAUCGAGCCCCCCAAGAAGGUGCCCUCUGCGGACACGAGGUAAAUAUGUGAAUGGAGGGGUGGAGCGGGGGAAAGUGGUACAAAAAAAGCUUCAAGUCUGUCUGGUGGGGGCCCAGGCGGGGGUCAAGUUCCCUUCCUCGCCCCAGGCUCUGCAGGCUCCUGCCCCUGCACUGGUGUUUAUGGUGAGAAAGCAGCCCUUGGGCCUGUCUUGAGCAGGUUAUUCGGUGGCCUGUGUCUGGAUGUCAAGAGGAAGCUGCCCUGGUUCCCAAGUGACUUCUAUGAUGGCUUCCACAUUCAGUCCAUCUCUGCCAUCCUAUUCAUCUACCUCGGCUGCAUCACCAACGCGAUCACCUUUGGUGGGCUUCUGGGGGAUGCCACUGACAAUUACCAGGGAGUGAUGGAGAGCUUCCUCGGCACUGCCAUGGCUGGCUCCUUGUUCUGCCUCUUCUCGGGACAGCCUCUCAUCAUCCUCAGCAGCACAGGGCCCAUCCUCAUCUUCGAGAAGCUCCUCUUCGACUUUAGCAAAGGCAACGGCCUGGACUACAUGGAGUUCCGCCUCUGGAUUGGCCUACACUCAGCCAUCCAGUGCCUUAUCCUGGUAGCCACUGAUGCCAGCUUUAUCAUCAAGUAUAUUACCCGCUUCACCGAGGAGGGUUUCUCCACCCUCAUCAGCUUCAUCUUCAUCUACGAUGCCAUCAAGAAGAUGAUCGGUGCCUUCAAGUACUACCCCAUCAACAUGGACUUUAAGCCCGACUUCAUCACCACCUACAAAUGCGAGUGCGUUGCUCCGGACACAGUUAAUACCACUUUGAAAGGGGAGAAGGCCCUGACCCUUUCUCUCCUGUGCUUGGUCUCCAAGUACAACCCCCUUAACCUCACAGAGCUGGACUGGUCCCUGCUGAGCAAGAAAGAGUGUCUGAACUAUGGUGGGCGCCUACUCGGGAAUUCCUGCCAGUUCAUCCCAGAUCUGGCACUCAUGUCCUUCAUCCUUUUCUUCGGGACAUACUCCAUGACCUUGACCCUGAAAAAGUUCAAAUUCAGCCGUUAUUUCCCUACGAAGGUCCGGGCCCUGGUAGCUGACUUUUCCAUCGUCUUCUCCAUCCUGCUGUUCUGUGGAAUUGACGCCUGUUUCGGGCUGGAAACCCCCAAACUGCACGUGCCCAGUGUCAUCAAGCCCACGCGGCCAGACCGAGGCUGGUUCGUGGCCCCCUUCGGGAAGAACCCAUGGUGGGUAUACCUGGCGAGCAUCCUGCCCGCCCUGCUGGUGACCAUUCUGAUCUUCAUGGACCAGCAGAUCACAGCCGUCAUUGUCAACCGGAAGGAGAACAAGCUGAAGAAGGCUGCUGGCUACCACCUGGACCUGUUCUGGGUGGGCAUCCUUAUGGCCCUGUGCUCCUUCAUGGGGCUCCCCUGGUAUGUGGCCGCCACUGUCAUCUCCAUUGCCCACAUCGACAGCCUCAAGAUGGAAACAGAAACCAGCGCCCCUGGGGAGCAGCCCCAGUUCCUGGGGGUCAGGGAACAGAGAGUGACCGGCACCAUCGUCUUCAUCCUGACCGGGAUCUCCGUCUUCCUGGCUCCCAUCCUGAAGUACAUCCCCAUGCCAGUGCUAUACGGAGUCUUCCUCUACAUGGGCGUGGCCUCCCUGCAUGGCAUCCAGUUCUGGGAACGCUGCAAGCUCUUCCUGAUGCCAGCCAAGCACCAGCCGGACCACGCCUUCCUGCGGCACGUGCCCCUGCGCCGGAUUCACCUCUUCACUCUGGUGCAGAUACUCUGCCUGGUGGUGCUGUGGAUCCUCAAGUCCACGAUGGCCGCCAUCAUCUUCCCGGUCAUGAUCCUGGGCCUCAUCAUUGUCCGAAGGCUGCUGGACCUUAUCUUCUCCCAGCAUGACCUGGCCUGGAUUGACAACAUCCUCCCAGAGAAGGAGAAAAAGGAGACGGAGAAGAAGAAAAAGAGAAGGAAAGGGGCCCAUGAGGACAAUGAAGAGGAGCCCCAGCUCCCUCCUCCCUCAGUUAUAAAGAGUCCCAUGGAAAGUGUCCAAUCAGAUCCCCAAAACGAUAUCCACUGCAUUGCCAGAAAAAGAUCUUCCAGUUGGAGUUACUCAUUUUGAUUCUUCCUUCAGUGACUCGGAACUUGAUCGAAGCAUCACCUUGCACUUCAAAAUUUCCUGUCCAGCUUCACCUGCUUUCAACUACUCACAGAGCCCGGUGUUUAUGGUGCCACAGGUGAAGAUAGAGAUGGAGUCAGACUGUGAAUUCACAGACAUGGACGUAUACGGAAGAGACGCUGCCGGUGAGACCACCCUCUAGGACAUAGCAUCCCCCAGAUGGGGCACAGAGGGAGGGCAUGGUUCAGUCUUCACUGUGAGGGUCUGGGCCACAGACCUGAACUUAUCUAAGCUUGUUUCCUUAUUUGCCAGACAGACUGAGUCAUUAUUCCACUUGACAGAGAGGUGGAGAUCUGUCGAUGAAAAGUACUACUAAGGGGCAAAACUCUCACCUUCCCUGUGUAGUUACGAAAACAACUAAAGCUAAAUGUUAUACCUUAUUUUGAAAUGCAGUCCAGCAUAGAAAUCAUAACAUUUCUUUUGAAAUGAAAAAAAUGCUUGACUCCCAAAACUGUAGUUAAGAUAAAGGGGCAAUAGUCAAUUUUUUAUUUAAAGUAAAUGAUCAGUUGAGAAUUUUUUUUAAAGGUUAGAUUUUAAAGUGUCUAGAUGAUCUUGAAAGAACUACUAAAAUACUCGUACUUCAAUAGAGCCGGGUUGGAAAAUGUUUUGCAAUUUUGCAUAUUAUGAAAUGCUUCAAGGUCUUAUCUUUUGUAUCUCAUUCCGUUUGCUAAGCAUUGUUUGGAAAGUUUAAACCAUCUGCAUUAUGGGUUUUGCUCUACCACAGAAGUUUGACUGGGACUUUCCCAGAUUGAAAAGCCAGUUCCAAAAGUCUGUUAAUGAAAGAACCAACACAUUUGAGUGGAUAUAUGCUUUUAAAAUAAACUAGUUGUUAGAGUAAAAUCGCAAACCAUGUUAAAGCAACAAAGUUAGAGUAAAAUCGCAAACCAUGUUAAAGCAACAAAAUGGUCCUUUAAUUAAUGACUGGUUUUUCAUGCCCAGAAUCAAAUUUCUUUAUGCAUCUGGCUAGAUCCUUUUUGCAAGUUUUCAAUGGCCGGGUUCCCAAAGUCAAACUCCCAUUUACAUGAACAGUGCAUGUUAGAGAUGAUGUCAAAUUCUAGAAGAUUAUGACUUUGCAAUAUUAGGUUAGUACUUUAAAGGAAUGCUUGGAAGCUAGUGGAGUAGUUUAAAACCCAUUAUUAAUGAAGCAAACAUUUUCCUCAUGAAACUUAACAUCAGUCUUUAUCUUUGAUCCAUGUUUAACAAACGCCAACCAUGUUUAUUUAGCACCUAGUAUGUGCCUAAUAGCCACAAUGCAUCUGACAUUUGCCUUCUCCACAACUAUGGAUUUGAAUCUUGAGUAAAUCAUGUUAGUAAGAGUCACUACAUUUACUCAAGAUGACAAAUGCAGGUGCUUUUUCUUUAUUCCUAUUUUUUAAAGACAAAUGACACUAGAUCGUUAACACCUUGAGUGGCGGAACAGUUAAAUGUCUUUAAAUGUCUCUGUAAUCCCCAGAGCCUAGCAGUGAUGGGUCCUUAGAGAGCUCUUGAAUGUUUAUUAAAUUAAAUCUCAGAGCUCCCUUUCAAGGGAUACUGCCAAGAGGUAAAGCUCUAAACCUCUAUCACUUCUGAUAGAAUUACUUUGCUGUUCACUAAUCCAGAACCAUCACCUGAGUUUUAAGUAUAAAGUCUCUAUCUUCAUCUGUACCAAUACUGGGAGAGCUAACUGUCUACCCUUAGCAUUUCAGUUUUAAAACUUGGCUGAUUUUCAAUAGCAUGUUAUUCAAAUUAAAUUGUAGAAAUGUUAUGGAUUCAGGAGUAAAUGUGCUUGAUUAAUCAAACAAGCCGGAAAAUUACAAUGUUAAUUUUUUUGUUGUAAAUUGAUCACUGUAAUUUUCACCUUAUAUGUCAUUUAUAUUUUGUAUAUACAUGAACAUUUUAGUUUCGAUAGCUUUGACCUAUUCGGUCAGUACUUUUUUCCACUUGUAACUACAAUUCAAUAAAACUUAA